AUGGCACCCAUACGACGGGGACAUACUGGUAAACCAUGCCUUGCUUUGUUCAUGCUGAUUGCCAUGCUGUACUUCGCUGCUCCUGAAAGCAUUGAUAUCUGCAGAGACUGCUCAUGUGUUGGUACAUUACUACACGUUUCCUGCAGAGGGGUCUUCCGGUUAGGGGCUCAGCUAAAACACACCUUUGAAGAUGUAGCCUUCCGUGGCCUUGAUCUUAAUGUACCACAAUCAACAUUAUCACCUGAUCUUUUCCAGAAUCGGACAGGCAUCAUCUAUCUCAAUUUAAGGGGAAAUGGCUUAAAAUGUAUCGAUGAUGGGAUGUUUACGAUCCUCCACCAGAUGAAAUACCUUACUCUAUCCCGCAACGCCCUCACAGCCAUUCCCGUGUUUCACAAUCUCACGUCACUACAAGAACUGUACCUGGUGUCCAACAAUAUUCGCAGCCUUGGUAGCAACCUGAAGGCUCAUGCUCCAAAACUAAAAUUGCUUUUGCUGGAUCACAACAGGAUCACAUUUGUCCAAGGGGAUCAUUUUCCAGAGGAGCUAGAAAGCCUCGGCCUGAGCUUUAACAGGAUGACGUCCAUCGACGGGGGUUCACUCUCGGGUCUCCUGCAGUUACAGAAAGUAGAUCUUACAGGUAACCUGAUCUCGCAGAUAUCGAGCGGUUCUUUCUUGUUGCCUGGUUUAAAAACUGUGAUCCUAAAUGAGAACAGGAUCCGUGAAAUCUUCAAGGAUACCUUCAAUCCAGAGCUUGACAAAUUACAUCUCAACAGCAACAGACUUUCUGGACUUGGAAACAUCAGCGGCAUCCCUUCAUUAAAGGGUUUGUAUGUCUCGUAUCAGAGAGAGGUCAUCAAACUGCAGGAAAUCCCACUUCUCGAAAAUCUCAUAGAACUGACCAUUACUGUGGAAAGUUCUCCCGAUCUUGCCGAUGGGAUAGCUAGAAUACUGACCAAGAUGCCUAGGCUGCAGAUUCUUUCAGUUGUUGAAGGGAAAAUGGAUUAUACCGCGAUAGGUGCAUACUUUAUCAACAUAUCGAUUCUAGAAGAAUACAAUGAUAACAGUAACAGAGUGUACCCCACACAGUUGAUAAAUCUACGCUAUCAAGAGUCCGGUCUUGUUGAACUUCCUCAAGUCUUUGCUCCCUCGAUGAUCGUCUUGUAUGUUCCUGGCAAUCUAUUGGUGGAACUUAAACUGAAGGACUUAACCAAGCUAUAUCCUAGGUUACAUACCAUUGAUCUCUCAAACAAUCGCAUCAGGGUUCUCUCCAGUUGCGGUGUCAGCGGCGUAUCGCAUCCUCUGAAGGUCCUGAUCCUCAAAGGCAACAAACUGUGGUUGUUCUCUGCCUGGAGGUGUGGAAAUGGUUUCAAGAUCCUGACAAAUCUUUUAACACUAAACUUGGAUGACAACAGUCUAUCAUAUUUGGAACGUGAACUCAUCCCUAGGUCCUCCUCCGAUCAAGCACCUUUCAGGACAUCCGUUAGUGCGGGAGACAACAGGCUAAUAUGUGACUGCCACCAGCGUUGGUUAGUGAAACUGGAGGACAGUAUCAACUUUGUUAAUACCAAGUGCUCUGCACCAGAGGGUCAUGCUGGCAAACCUCUGUCGGACUUACUGAAAGAUGGCUUCCCUUGUCCGUUGUCUGUGUCGGAAGAGCAAGCCUGUACAAUAUCGAACAACUCGGAGAUUUUAGUUCAGUGUCCCGCCGCAUCUUAUCCCUUUCCCGACAUUUCCUGGGCUCUUGCAGAAUCUGGUUUUGAUUUCAACGAGACUCUAUCAGUGGACCAUCAGAUGGAAGAUCUAGAAGUAGUAGCCGGAUCACUGGUGGUAAAAUUGGACUCAAGGCGUCUUUACGUUGAUGAAGAAGAGAUGAAUAUUUCUCUAACUUGUCGCGCCAUCAGUGAAGGGGAUACGCUUGACAUCAAUGUCCUGGUCCAUAUCGAGUUCAUCAACGUUGACGAGACAGGCGAAUACUCCAACCUGUCGGUUCAGUGUCACCCGAGUGUGAAAGAGAGCGGCAGAAAGCUCUUGCAGCCGAUCACAGCAAGUACUGAGGACAUUGGUUUGACGGAAAACCUGACCGGUUGGGCAUUGGGAGAUGCAAAGAGCUGCCUCCGGUCAGCUAAUGGCACUUUAAUCGCAGUUAUGGUCGGAAUUACUUGUUUCGUAUAUUAUGUGUUGACAUGA
Messenger RNA from Strongylocentrotus purpuratus (purple sea urchin), 2187 nucleotides. Its product is annotated as slit homolog 3 protein-like. Gene Ontology annotation, molecular function: protein binding. The record is from RefSeq and is a predicted model, not a curated record. Gene Ontology annotation, cellular component: plasma membrane. The transcript has 2 exons. Bases 1 to 2187 code for a protein of 728 amino acids. Lineage: Eukaryota; Metazoa; Echinodermata; Echinoidea; Camarodonta; Strongylocentrotidae.